GGGGUCUUUACUGACAUGAAAACGCACCAACGACACACUAGAGAAGAGUUGAGGUUGCAGACGCAAACAGAGCGUCUCCGAAUUGGUCCGCUUCUCUGAAACCACAGCCCUAGGUUUCACUCUCCGACCUCUUUCAUGGAGUCUUGGCCGCCGAUCGCCAGUUACAAGUGACUCUCUGUCCUCUCUCUCUCUAUGGAAAGGGUGUUCGUUGGGACUAGUUCAUCGUAUAUGGACCCCAACGUCGUUGAAAUCUCUCAGCCGGUGUUUUUUAGUUCGACAUCCCAAUCGGUUGAUCAAAAUGGGGUUAUUCUCCAUGAAGUAAUUGAUAUUGACGUGGAUGAGGAUUCUGGAGAUGUGAUGCUCCUCGAUGAGAACAUUGACACACAUAACAACGGGAAGGAAGCUUUGGUCAUUUUUCCGUAUGGUCAUGGUAAUUCAGAAAUGCCUGAAUUAGUAGAUGGAGUUCAGUUUUCUAAGGGGUGCCCUGUCCCAGGACUGCAUGAUUCUUUUGAUCUAGAACGUUUCAAUAAUGAUUUUUCUUAUAUUGAUGACUCCUAUAUGGAUAUGUAUCAUGAAUUUCUGCAAGCCCAUUUUGAUGCCGCAAAUGUUCCUCCCGCAGUUGAGGCUUUUAUUCCUUCGUUUUCUGAUCCUGCUCAGAAUAAAAAGAAUCCAGCUACUGUAAUUAGUUCAAACCAAUCAAGUUUUUCAAACCAAUUUGAGGCCCCUGAGACAGACUCGUCUCAUCCUUGGGGGUUGCAACUCGUGCAAAAUGGAGAAAAUUCAACUUUCAUGAACAUUUCAAGUUUGCAAACCCACAUGGACACUCUGAGUUCAACCUUGCAAACCCACAUGGAUGCUCUGAGUUCAACCUUGCAAGCCCACAUGGAUGCUCUGAGUCACUCUUACAAGUUUGAUCUGUCUUCGUCUUGGCCCUUUCCAGAAUCUUCUCAGAAUAUGAAGUCGGCUGCUUCAACUAGUUCAAUUGAUUUGAACUUACAAGCAGAAAACGGUGCUACAUAUCAUCCAACUGAAUUUAAAUUUAGCAGCAUACCAGAAUUUUCCCAUAUUGAAAAGAAGCCUGCUGUUUCUGGUAGUACAACUAAUUAUACCUCAGAUAACCAUCCGUGGACUAUGAAGCUCUCUUCUGGAAUGGACCCAUCUUCUAAAAAUUUUUAUUUUCACAACUGCCAUGAGAAGCCAGUUGGUAUUGGUAGUCAAACUGAUUCAGGGUUUCCAGCAAUGGACACAAUGAAUCUUCCUUCUGGAGUAGAUGCAUCUAUGUCUGGGUGGCAGGGUUCUCCUGUAUUUAUCAACAAUCCAUCUUUUGCCAGUGAUGGUUUCUAUAUUUCAUCUGAUGGUGUACAUCUCUUUUCUGAGAAAGAGUCAUACACCCCCUGGGUCCAGGAGCAUGCUGACAGUCAAAAGAGUGCAACUGCUGCUGGAAGUUCAACUGACAUAUUUGGAUCAACAUCUACGAUCAAAAAGCCUGGGAAUGAAAAUGAUAUUCUGACGAAGUUUCAACUUUUUAAGCAAUUUGAUGUUGUUCAAGAUCAUUCGGACCAUCACUUUUCUAGCACAGGUUAUUCAGUGAUGCAGCGAUCUUGGGCAAAGAAAAUACAGGAGGAGUGGAAGAUCCUGGAGAAAGAUUUGCCAGAUAAAAUAUUUGUCCGGGUUUAUGAGUCAAGAAUGGACCUUUUGAGGGCUGUAAUUGUAGGAGCUGAGGGGACUCCCUACCAUGAUGGUCUCUUCUUCUUUGAUGUUUUAUUUCCUAGUGGUUAUCCAAAUGUCCCACCGCAUGUGCACUACCAUUCUGGUGGUCUUCGAAUCAAUCCAAAUUUGUAUAACUGUGGAAAAGUAUGCCUGAGCCUUCUUAACACCUGGAGUGGUCACCAAAGUGAAAAGUGGAUCCCUGGUGUUUCAACCAUGCUACAAGUUCUGGUUUCUAUACAGGCGCUAAUUUUGAAUGAAAAGCCUUACUUCAAUGAGCCUGGUUAUGAAAUAAUGGGUGGGUCAGUAAAUGGAGAGGAGAACUCCCAGCGAUACAAUGAAAAUACAUUUAUCCUGUCUCUGAGAACAAUGGUGUACACCAUGAGGAGGCCACCAAAGGAUUUCGAGGACUUUGUCAUUGGACAUUUCUACAAGCGUGCUCAAGAUAUUUUGGUGGCAUGUAGUGCGUAUAUGGAUGGCGCUCAAGUGGGGUGUCUUGUUAAAGGAGGGGUUCAGGAUGUCGAUGCAGGGGACAGGAGCUGCUCACAAUAUUUCAAGGUUGCUCUGGCUGGCUAUAUAACUGUGCUUGUGCAAGCUUUUUCACAAAUUGGGGCAAAGGACUGUGAGAAGUUCCUUUCCCUUGUCGAGAAGGGAAGCAGUCUAGUAUCAUCACCCGUGCCCCCCAUGGCUUUAAAUCUUUUUAAUGCAAUGAAUAUGCAAUUUUGAGACAUCUCACCUUUUGCAUUCUGCAUGUUGAACAUUAAUGUGAAAUAGUUUUGAGUUUUGAUCUGGCAGUUUAGACUUGAAUUAAGGAAUUUGAAAUGUUUGUUUUUGUAUUGGGGUAAUGUAUAUAGGUGUUGAUAUCAAUGGUGGUUUAUAGUUUUUUAUUUUA
Molecule: messenger RNA, 2599 nt
Organism: Camellia sinensis
Lineage: Eukaryota; Viridiplantae; Streptophyta; Magnoliopsida; Ericales; Theaceae
Product: putative ubiquitin-conjugating enzyme E2 24
Molecular function (GO): ubiquitin conjugating enzyme activity
Source: RefSeq, a predicted model, not a curated record